Messenger RNA from Neolamprologus brichardi, 1898 nucleotides. The record is from RefSeq and is a predicted model, not a curated record. NCBI's taxonomy places the organism in Eukaryota, Metazoa, Chordata, Actinopteri, Cichliformes, Cichlidae.
UGUAGUUAGGUAGCGCUGCUCCGCCCUCUGCAAACUGCCAGCAGCUGCAGCUAGCAGCAGAGCAAAUGUUCAUUUGGAUGCACACAUUGAAUGAAAGUCAGUGUAGGAGGCUGUAGUCAGCAGCAACUAACAAUAUCUGCACUAGGUGAAGUUAUCGCACAGUGUAGAUUGUAGGCACUCAGCUUCACAGGGCAAGCAGAGACACGCCUAUACCUUGGAAAAAUCCAGGUUGGAGAUAUUUGUGGCAGGGGAAGGAGCAGGCGGUGUGAGGUAAUGCAGCGGGUCACGGCGCAGCUCGUCGCCGGGCUGGUCGCAGCGGUGCUGUCGCUGCUGUCCGAGCAGUCCUGGGCAGAUGGUGGGGGGCCCAGCCUCUCUGAACGGGUUAUCUGGGCUGUAAAUGCCGGGGGCGACGCGCAUGUAGAUGUGCACGGUAUUCACUACAAAAAGGACCCACUGGAAGGGAAACUUGGUAAAGCGUCUAAUUAUGGGAUGCGUCUGCCAAUACUACGGUCCAAUCAGGAGGACCAGAUUUUGUACCAGACAGAGCGCUACAAUGAAGACAGCUUUGGAUAUGACGUCCCCAUUCGUGAAGAAGGAGAGUAUAUACUGGUUAUGAAGUAUGCAGAAGUUUACUUUGCUCAGUCACAGCAAAAGGUGUUUGAUGUUCGUCUAAAUGGCCACGUGGUGGUGAAGGACCUGGAUAUAUUUGAUCGAGUAGGACACAGUACUGCUCAUGAUGAGAUCGUGCCCUUCUCUAUUAGACGGGGCAAGCUGAGCGUGCAGGGAGAGGUGUCCACUUUCAAUGGCAAGCUCACUGUGGAGUUUGUAAAGCCAGUUGAUGUACCAAAGCUUCAACCUCACCCUGGCUUAGAGAAGCCUGAGGACGAUGACGACGACGAUGAUGAGGGUGAAGUAGGCGAGGAAGGUGGGAAGAAAAAGCCCCCAAAAGGUACCCAUCACAGGGUCCAGUCGGGCCCCCGAACACCAAACCCAUACGCCGCUGACAACAGCAGCCUAAUGUUUCCCAUCCUCGUUGCGUUUGGGGUGUUCAUCCCAACACUGUUCUGCCUCUGCCGGCUGUGAGCUAAAACUAUCUACUAACGAGACGGACACGGGACUGUGAAGAAAGGGAGGAGGAGAAUGAGGGGGGGAGGGGGUCAUGGUGGUAACAGCAGCACAGGUAAAACAUACACACAGGAGAGGGCUGGACAAGGAAGUACACAAAGAAGACAAUAACUUUUGGAAGACCCACUGCAAGACGAAGCAGAUGCUGUAAGAAUGGGGGGGAAGGAGAUGUGGGAAGUGUAUGCUGUGCGCUUCUCUGUGAAUUUGUUUGCAUCCACCUCUGCUGACCCUUUUGAACAGUGUUAGCCAUUUCCACACCAGUCCUUCAAAGGCUGGAAAAAAAAAAACAUUUCGGCAUUAAAAGGAUGCUCGGGAGUGUUUGGUCCGGGACGGUUUUUGUAAACUAACAAGCAUUGCUUUGUACGGGGCGUAGCAAGAAUGCACUCCUGCUCAGCAUCUGGCCAGACAUGUUACUUUCAAAUUGGAAAUGGUACUGCUGAGAAUUUGAUUAAAUAGAACUAACUAUCAAACGUCACGGUUAAUGGAAAUGCAGUUGUCAUCUGAGAGACAAGUGCAGAGAUGGAAUAUUCGUAUCUUUCUGUUCUAGUUGGUCCUUUUUUGUUGACGUGCCAUCUUCUACCUGCCAUGUUGAAAUAUCAGAAAGUCCUUUGCAAACCGGUGGGCUAACUUGCUGUCUAAGUCGCCUUGCCUUUACAUAAAUGUAGGUCGGGUUUCAGAAAUGCGUCUGUGUGCAGUGAUGAACAUCUUUGGUAUUGUUCCACCAAAUACUGAAUCAGGGCCAUCAAAAAUGUCCUCAUCUGUGAUAACAAAUU